AUGCAAACCAGGGAAGUCUCAGCCCUCAAUUAUUUACUCCCUUCAAACCCUUGUCCCUACCCUCCUAACAACUUCAACAUGAUCCAAAACAACAUUCCCACAUUUCAGUUCCAAAGAUUCUCUAACCAAUUAUAUGGCCACAGCCACAACACUCCCUAUGAUUUCAGUCCUCAAUCGUCAUGCAUCAGCAGCAACUCCACUUCUGAUGAGGCAGAUGAGCAACAACUGAGUCUCAUCAACGAGAGGAAGCACAGGAGGAUGAUAUCAAACCGAGAAUCAGCACGGAGGUCACGGAUGAGGAAGCAGAAGCACCUUGAUGAGCUUUGGUCACAAGUGGUGUGGCUCAGAAACGAGAACCACCAACUCAUAGACAAGCUGAACCAUGUCUCAGAGAGCCAUGACCAAGUGCUCCAAGAGAAUGCUCAGCUGAAAGAGGAAGCCUCAGAACUUCGCCAAAUGAUUAGGGACAUGCAGAUACACAGCCCUUGCCCCUCCUUCACCCCUUUCGAAGAUGAUGUCCCUUGCAGCUCAGCAUAUCUCAGAUCCGAUUCUUCAAACCAAUCCAACUCAUGUAACAACAUGGACCUCCUUGGCUGA
Molecule: messenger RNA, 597 nt
Organism: Sphenostylis stenocarpa
Lineage: Eukaryota; Viridiplantae; Streptophyta; Magnoliopsida; Fabales; Fabaceae
Source: the annotation of a GenBank genome assembly